Messenger RNA from Silurus meridionalis, 2609 nucleotides. Its product is annotated as inositol 1,4,5-trisphosphate receptor-interacting protein. NCBI's taxonomy places the organism in Eukaryota, Metazoa, Chordata, Actinopteri, Siluriformes, Siluridae. Gene Ontology annotation, cellular component: membrane. The coding region runs from base 153 to 2195 and encodes 680 amino acids. The record is from RefSeq and is a predicted model, not a curated record. The transcript is spliced from 2 exons.
GAAGCGUGCUGUCAGAAGUCUGUUUCAAUGUGAUAGGCAACAUCCUCUGUAGAAAAAGGAGCAGUGGUUUAGAGCCCACUAAAAUCGACUUUUCAAACGUUGAUGCUGAAAGGCUUUAAUACUUUUGGAUUGUAGAAACAAAAAUAUACAGGAUGGAGGAAAUGCUUCUGCGAGCGUGUGUAGUAGUGUUCAGCGUGCUGUACAUCAAGGACCACACUGUCUAUCAGGAGCAGGAGGAAAACAUCUUCAUAGACAUGCAAGAGCGGGAAUAUUUGCUGCAGAAGGAGACGGCCAAGCUAGAGCAGGAAAUGCAUCAGGUGACCACAGGGCGGCCACAUUCAAAUCAGGAAGUGUCGCAAAGUCAUCGCAGGUUGAAAAAUGAGGAAGGGGAUGAUACAGAUGUUCAAGUUGAAAAUCCACCAGAACACCAAAUGGAUGUUUUACACAUUCAGGGUAAAACAGUUCCGCAUCCUGAUACUAUGCCUUCAGAGGUACAACGUGGAGUCACAGAGGAUGUAGAUUUACCCCCAGGAAAUGGAGUACAGCCAGAACUUGUAAAAGCCUUUGAGAACGAAAUAAAGAACAUUCACGUGGAGGACAUAUCAGGGCACAAGAAGGAACCGUCGCACAAUGAUCAGAGAACAGAGACACCAAAUGAAGCCAAAACUAAAGCAGGCCAAGGAAAUGCUCAUUCUUCUUCUUUUGAUCAAGUAGAAGGAAUGUUAAACCAAAUGACAUCUGAAGACAAUCCACACAGAAAAGUUGAAAAAAGCACAGAAGAUAUAAAUGAGGAACAGUCCACUAGCUCAAGCCAGCAGUCAACAGAAAACACUUACAACUGGUAUUUAUUGAAAAUUCUUUCCAUACUAUCAUUGAUCCGCUUCUUCAAGAAAUACAUAACCAAAAGCUCACAAAGCCCAGGAACAGCAUUUCCAAUCAAACGCAAGACUACAGGUAGAUCUACUGCUAUGUUUUCAGAAAUAUGCAUUCCUGACCACCAAGUAUUAAAUAGCUUUUAUGAUCAGUGUGUAAAAUUACCUCAGAGCACACGUGGCCGAGUAUGUGAAUUUGUUGAAGGUUUUGUGGAUGAACUUUUGGAAGCUGCAAGAAAAGCUAGCAAUAAAGAAUCUGACAUGCUUAUUGGUGACUUUAUUGGUGUAGGCAGUGUAUAUGAGCUUUGGGCUACAGGAAAGACUGUGGUGUGUGACUUGUACGUACCCAUAACUGCACCAAGGUCACACAGAUUUGAUGUUGAACUUUGGAAGGAGAAAGAUGCUUUACUUUUGGGUUUAGGUAAGAUCAAAAUGGUGAAGGCUGUAACUACUUCAAACAUUUGCCCUUGCAUGAAUGGGAAUCCUAAUGAUGAGGAUACAUUAUGUCUUCUUCAUCCUCAAAGUGAGACAAGCAAAGCUGGGGGAAAUAAAGCUGAGAGUUCACUAUGCCAAGAAAAUACAUAUCUUUCUAAAAAACAAGUAGUGACAUGGUUCAGGACAAUGAUUAUCAAAGCAUGGGGAGAAAUCAGUCACAAGUAUGAACUUGAGCUAAGAUUUCAUAGCCGGGUGGCUCCCGGGGCUUUGAGAGUGCGAUUCCGAUCAGGGCAGGUUAUUCUAUUUAAUAUUACACCUGUAGUCCAAGUUGAAGCUUCCAAAGUAUAUUUAGUCUCUUUUCUUUCAACUAAUCAAAACAUCUCAGACAUUGACUGGCCCAUUUCUUUUGCUAGUUAUGAAAAUGCUCUCCUUCAAUACUUCAGUAAAACUCUUCCCUACAAAUCAUGUCAUAUUGAGUGUCUCCAAAUCCUCUCAUUUCUACACAAACAGCAAACGUGUCUAACCGGGAAAUGUGGGCUUACAAACCAUCAUCUUAAGUCCACGUUGUUGCAUCUGUUGAUGUACAAUCCCACAGAAUGGAAACAUGAGCAGCUAAUGUGCAGACUGACCGAUAUGCUCGCAUUUCUUGGGCAGAGACUUCAAGAAAAAGAACUUCACCAUGCUUUAGUUGGAAAUGUACUUGUUCCUAAAGAUAUUGGGCUUCCCAAAGAAUUUCUAACAGCAAAGCCAACCAAUCUUUUUUUCCCGAUGGUUUUGGAUGAAGAACAUUACAAGAGAACUGUCCACCACUUUCAAGAACUAGUGAAAAAUGCACCUGUGCUUAUCCAGGAGUAUGGUUCAAUUAAAAGCUCAUUACAAAGGAAGUGAAACAGUACUUGACAUUUAAAAAUGACUGUACCCAACCCAUAAGUAACCCUUGCAAGUGGUGUAUUACUAUCCAACCAAAUAUAAAGCCAUUGCUGCAUUGACAAGUUGUGUGCUUGCUGACCAAGUUGUUUGUUAAUGAAUGUGCUGUAUGGUUCAUUAAAACAAGUUAAUAACUAAAGCCACCACCAUUGAAGUUCUUUGAACACUGCAACACUUUUGACCAACAAGGCUUUAUUAUGCAACAUGUAAUUAAAAAGCAAAAAUGCAUCAUGCAUUAAUAAAGCAUUUCCUCAUCAAAGGUGUCCCAAAACAUCUCAAACCCUCCACGAUGCAGGGGCUCUUCACCUAGUUUAAAGGAUUUCGGUGGAAGUUGGUCAGUCUGGCUCUUCUCAACAUUCCAAGAGUUGCUGGAGA